AUGGCCACAGAAUUACCAGAUCAAUCUUCCAACAUGGGAGAAUUCGACAUUGUUAAUACCUACCUUAAAUUCCUCAAGGAAGAUCCAGAAAUAUCGAAACCGAUUGCCGCCAUUGAAUCAUUAGUCGAACUUAUCGAAACCAAGCAGCCAUCUACCCAAGCCGAAUUGAUCAACCUACUAGAUAUCGCCACCACCACUUUAAAAACCAAGAUCUCCAACUCAAUAUCCCUUUCUGCCGGUUGUGAUUUGUUCUCGCGAUUUGUGUUGAGAAACUUGCCGUUGUACAGCGAUUGGGAAAACUGCAAAAAACACUUGGUAGAGAAUGGUCAGUUAUUCUUGAGAAGAUCCAAGGAAGCAAGAUUCAAGAUCGCCAAGACCGGAUUCAAUUUCAUCAAGGACGAUGACUGUAUUCUUAUACACGGGUUUUCGAGAGUGAUAUACCAAUUGUUGCAACAUGCAGCCGACAACCAUAUUAGAUUUAGAAUAGUGUUAACCGAGUCCAAACCAAGUUCUGAAGGGGUGAAAUUCAUCAAACUUUUGAAACAAAGAAACAUUCCUACCACCUUAAUUUACGACAGUUGUGUUGGGUACAUCAUCAAUAAAGUGGAUACGGUUCUCGUUGGGGCUGAAGGGGUCGCGGAAAGUGGGGGUAUCAUCAAUCAUAUUGGUACAUUCCAAAUCUCAUUACUCGCUAAAAGUUUCAACAAGCCAGUUUACGUCGCUGCGGAAUCCUAUAAGUUUGUGAGAUUGUACCCUCUAGGUCCUGAUGAUUUGAAAAUCGAUGUUUCUCCAUUGAAUUUCAACACUGAAGUAUCAUCGGACGAAGAAGAAGAAUCAGAAAUGGCUGACAAUUGCCCAAAAUUGGAUUUCACUCCUCAUGAAUAUAUCACCGCAUUGAUCACCGAUUUGGGAGUAUUGACACCAGCUGCAGUUUCCGAAGAAUUGAUCAAAAUGUGGUACGAUUAG
Molecule: messenger RNA, 966 nt
Organism: Saccharomycopsis crataegensis
Lineage: Eukaryota; Fungi; Ascomycota; Saccharomycetes; Ascoideales; Saccharomycopsidaceae
Gene: GCN3
Product: translation initiation factor eIF2B subunit alpha
Exons: 1
Coding region: 1-966 (321 amino acids)
Biological process (GO): translational initiation
Cellular component (GO): eukaryotic translation initiation factor 2B complex
Molecular function (GO): translation initiation factor activity; guanyl-nucleotide exchange factor activity
Source: RefSeq, a predicted model, not a curated record